AUGCGUAAGGAAUACACAAAAUUAAUUCAAGAUCAACUCGAUGACGGAAUUGUUGAAGUAUAUCAAAAUAAAGAUUUCGAAUCAGGCUAUUAUAUGCCCCAUAGAACAGUAAUGAGACCAGAUAAAGAAACUUCUCGUGUUAGAAUUGUUGUCGAUGCGUCAUGCAAAGGAAAAGAUUCUAAAUCCUUAAAUGAUCUGUUACAGGUUGGACCUAAUUUAAAUCCUAACAUAUUAGAUGUUAUUCUUAAAUUUCGAGAACACGAUAUCGCUUUUUCCGUUAAUAUAGAACAUGUAUUUCUAAUGAUAAGUAUUGCCGAGGAAGAUCGCAAGUAUUUAAAAAUUUUUUGGUUUCAGAAUGACAACAGUGAAUCGCUCAAAAUUAUGAACAUGACACGUUUACCAUUUGGUAUUAGUACCAGUCCAUUCAUUCUAGCAGCCACAAUAAAGCACCAUAUUAAAAAAUACAUCACUAAAUAUCCUGAAAGUUAUGAAAUGUUAAAUUCAUCUUUAUAUGUCGAUGAUUUAUAUUAUGGAACGACCUCAGUGAAUGAUAGCCUUGUAAAAGAAAAGAGAAGUGAAGCCCUGAGCUUCGAUGAUCAGCUAGCCAUGCCUGGGGCAGCUGCAGAAGGACAGGGAGAUGGGGAGGACUCAGGAUCAAUUGUAACAUUUUCAGAAGAAGUUGCUGCUAUAGGAAAUUUAGGGAUGUCUUCUAUUUUAGAUGGAGAUG
Stegodyphus dumicola is the source of this 727-nucleotide messenger RNA. RefSeq lists its product as uncharacterized. The record is from RefSeq and is a predicted model, not a curated record. NCBI's taxonomy places the organism in Eukaryota, Metazoa, Arthropoda, Arachnida, Araneae, Eresidae.